AGCGUGGAAGGGGACACAGCGCAGCUCUGAGCGCCCCUUUGUGCUUCCACAGGUGGUGGCCGUCUCCAAAGGACCCAAGGAGAAAGGUCUCCGUGACAGCAAAACGGCAUGUGCAGAGGGACCAGGCACGGCUGGCAUCCAGGGAGGUAAGACUCGCAUUUUGACCAUCUCUCAUCUUGUCUGGUUUUCACCCAGCAAGACCCUUCUUGGACUGGCACUGCCGGGACGCUCCAGGACACGGUGAGCUGUAGCACGGGACGCAAGACGGGGCACCAAGCUCUGCUGCAGCCCACGUGAAAUAUGGCUGCUGUUUUGAAGAGGCUCUGGGUGCUCCAGGCGAACCUCUGGCUGAUAGCCCUGGUUACAGGUGGGAUCUCAGCAGCCGAAAACAGCACCGGGAACAACACAACAGGCACGGCGUGCCCCAAGUCCCGCCAGCACCCACGCUACGUGGCGGCCAAGAGGAACAUGCCCGUCCACUUCAUCUGCUACUCCCCCGAGCCUCAGCACAUGCAGUGGUACAAGAUGGUGGAGGGCAACAACCACCUCUACGAGCUGGAUGGCAUCACCUCCCGCUUCAGCGUAGAGCGGAAAGACAACUUCAUCAACUUGACCAUCUUCAGGAUAACCUACGAGGACAACGGCAUCUACGUGUGCGACAGUAAAAACCUCACGGAGGAGAACAAGCAGGCGCAUGCGUGCGGGACCGAGCUCAGAGUCGUGGGUCACAGCAACAUCCAGCAGGUCCAGAGCAGAAAUACCCUGAAAGACGCUAUCAUCAUCAUCCAGUCCAUCCUGUUGGUCAUCUUCAUCAGCGUCCCCAUGCUCCUCUUCCUAGAUAAAGGUGAAGGCAAGGAGAGCCCCGAGGAGGAUCACACCUAUGAGGGCCUGGAAGUGGAACAGAUGGCCACCUACGAGGACAUUACUCCUUUCCGGGAUGUGAAGGCGAAAUGGAUGGUUGGGGAGCAUCCAGGCGAGGAGUGAGGGGCCCAGCACCCACCACCACACAGGCACCCGUGGCACCGCUCCCCACUGCGCCCACCGUCAACCUGCUGGCCCCCGAGGGGACAGGACCCCAGCUCCUGCUGUCACAGGCGGUCACAGCCACCUCGAUCCUGGGCUGGGAUCAUGGACUGAGUCACCGGCACGCAGCAUGCCAUCUCUGGUAGCCUUGCACAGAGCUUGAGCCCUGCUGCCCUUCAGUGCUUGCUUUGCCACAUCCGCAGCCACAUCUGGACCAUGCCCACUAAGACUGUCCUGCCCCAGGUGUUGCUUUUACUACCCCGCUGCUUAUUCCCUAAUGUAUGUGUAGAAAUUAGUAGCCAAUUGCAGUCCCCCAGUAGCAAACAGCCCCAAAACCUCAGCCAGCCUCACACCAACACGCUGAGCUCAUGUGUGUUUAACGCAACAAGUGUACCAGAGUGGGCAGUGGGUUUCUUCCAGCCCCAGUGUCCCCAAGAAGGAGACACAGGGGCCAGGCAUGAUAUCUCCUUGUGCUGCAUGGACCCUCCCGAGCUGCAAGACCCCACUGCAGCCCCCCGCACUCCCGGCAGAGGAGCCGAGGUGAGCAGCACCCCGUGGGCUGGCACAGUGGGUGUCAGCAGAAGUAGCUACCUGUCAAGCCCCAGAUGUGUCCAGCAGGCCAAGCUGGUGGUUGUCUUAGAUCGAGGAUCCUCCAGAAGUGCCUUUUUCUAUCCAAGGACGAUAGGAAAGGCUGGGAGACAGCUCUGGCCUGGAGGUUCUUGUGCAGGGCUUGUGCCUCUCCAGACAAGAGCUGGCCUGUGUCACAAGGACGUCGUCCUUGGCAAGGGCCGUGUGUGACCUCAGAACCUAUGGAAAGGACAUAAAGUGUGGGACACAAAUGUCCAACUGCUUUUUGAAGUCCUAAUAAAGGUAACAGGUAAAUUCACGUCCUUCUUCCUCCUGCUCUAGGGGUCCCAGCUCCAUCCUGCUGUGCCCAGUCCUGGUGUGUCCCAUAACCCUGGUGUCGGUGUCAGUGGGAUGCCCUGGGCCCUGGUACCAGGAAUAAGGAGCAAUAAGAGCAACUUGUUCCCUGGGAGAGAAGCUGCAUGUGUUUUGGAUGCACUUGACUAGGAAAAAAAAAAGUCACCUCCGGGGAUAAAUUAGACAUGACAUUAAGCAGCUCUGAGUGAACAGCUCGGACUGCGUGCGUGUGUCCCUUGUUAUGGGACGGAUCCUGGCCUGAAUGUGUAGUUUUCCUUGAUUUACCUGACCCACUUGAAAAGCCGUAUGGCUUGCACGGUGAAACUACCUGCUUUCUGAGAGCAAUGGGUAAUCCUGCCCCCGCAGAGCCCAGGGCCUACGGGCUAUAACUACGUUUGGGGCCCCAAAGAGAAGCAGACAGGACUGCUCCACUUUCUGAAAAAGCCAGCAGAAAAGUGAGGGUGCAAACAGGGCUUUUCAGCAGGGAACAGGGUGGUUCUUGUUUACUGCUAGCCACCUUAAUAGAAAUGGGAACUCAAUCUAAACAGCACAAAAACAGCAUUUUAAAGGUGAUUUUUAUUAGUAAAAUAAAACUAUCCUAAAUUAGUUACAUACAUAUGUACAUAAAUGUUACUGAAACAUGUUUUACUUAUAAAAUUGAUUAAUUAAAGAAAGAAGUAUUCACAGGGGGAGAAGUGAACUGGCUGUUCCUGGUUUCCACAUUUGCCAAGAUUUUAGAACUAGCAGAGCUCAUCCCAUCAUGCCUUGUUUGCAUUUAGGAAGUGGAAGAGGAAGGCAACUUUUCCGGCCUUCCCAAUUCCCAACUGCUUUCUCAGCUUUGUAUAAACAACUGACUGAACUGACUUAACUAAUAACUGAAUAAUAUGAAAUAAGGAGAAUCUGCUGUUUGCACCUGGAGAGGAAGCCACUGAUGUCAAAAGCUGUUUCGGCAACCCCAGUUCCGCUCUGUUGCUCAGCUACCUACUCGGCCCAGGGCCUUGGCUUCCUUUAAAACGCCAGAAACAAAUAUUUCUGUACUAUUAGGGUUUUUUUUUUUUAAUUUUAGGUUAGUUUCUAGUGAGGCUAGAGUCAGGGUUUGUUGUAAUUUUAUAUUGAUGUAGGCUUGUAUUUAAAAUGCACUUAAUGUAAAUAAAUAUAUUUCAGUACGUACAA
Dromaius novaehollandiae (emu) is the source of this 3117-nucleotide messenger RNA. It is a transcript of the gene CD79B, whose product is annotated as CD79b molecule. The transcript is spliced from 7 exons. The record is from RefSeq and is a predicted model, not a curated record. Gene Ontology annotation, biological process: B cell differentiation; B cell receptor signaling pathway. Bases 301 to 984 code for a protein of 227 amino acids. Gene Ontology annotation, cellular component: external side of plasma membrane; B cell receptor complex. NCBI's taxonomy places the organism in Eukaryota, Metazoa, Chordata, Aves, Casuariiformes, Dromaiidae.